Molecule: messenger RNA, 3517 nt
Organism: Bubalus bubalis (water buffalo)
Lineage: Eukaryota; Metazoa; Chordata; Mammalia; Artiodactyla; Bovidae
Gene: PSEN1
Product: presenilin 1
Exons: 13
Coding region: 982-2418 (478 amino acids)
Biological process (GO): membrane protein ectodomain proteolysis; intracellular signal transduction; smooth endoplasmic reticulum calcium ion homeostasis
Cellular component (GO): perinuclear region of cytoplasm; ciliary rootlet; lysosomal membrane
Molecular function (GO): beta-catenin binding; aspartic endopeptidase activity, intramembrane cleaving; cadherin binding
Source: RefSeq, a predicted model, not a curated record
CCCUCCCUCACAAAGGGAUCUAGGUUCCUUCUGCUUCUGCUCUCCCACUGCUUUACCUCAGAUUUCAGGGAGAGACUUGUUUCUUUUGGAUGUAUUCUGAAAAAUUAAUAGUGCCUCUCCUUUGUGUGAUCAGUUCCAGGCAGAUUUGGAAGGUGUUUUGAGCUUUGCUCUUAAAAAGUUUUGUGACAAGAACUUUGCCUUAGGUACGUAAGGUCUAGAAUGAGUGAGAGAUUUGAGGUGACUUUUGCAUGAACCAGGUGGGAUAUAAUGAAAAUUUGGCCUUUGGUGGUGACAGAGACUUAGAAAGGAGGAAAACUAUGAAAAGGAUAUGACUGGCCAAUCGAGAAGCAAGGAGUGAAACAUGAAGUUGACUAGGAGGCUUUGUUUAGAAAAUGGGGGAAACAAUCAUAGGAAUAAGAAAGCUAGGAGCAAAAGAGAGUCCAGAAGAGGAGAAAUCGGUUUGGAAGUAUCACUUUUCAAGUGCCAGUAGUUGAAAUAUCCCGUGGACAGGCCUGGAGCUGUAAACAUAAGUAGCCUUAAGUAGCCUUACCAGUUGAUUUUGGAACAGUGGAGGAGAAGCCUGAGAAAAGGAGGGGGACAAGGAGGCCCAGGCAGAGCCUAGGAACACUUAUAAUGAGAUGGUGGAAGAGGAUAAGGAGCCAGCUGAGGGGAAUGAGUGGUGGGAGGAGAACCUCCACGAUGCAGUGUCACUAAACUGAGGAAGGGAGGGAAGCUUCAGGAAGGAAAAGGUUGUCAGGGAUUUUCAGUAUUAAGCCUGUUUGUCGGAGAAAGAACUGAAGCUUUAGAGGCACUGUCCAAUAGAAACAUCAUGUGAGAGCUACAAAGACCUAAUCCAGGAGCCAGCAAGUGACAGCAGCCUGUGAGGUCCUUAGAAAGCGUGGCCUGGAGGAAAACACAUGAAAGAAAGAACCCCAAGAGGCUCUGUUUUCUGUGGAAAAGUAUAUCUAUACAGUUGCUCCAAUGACAGAGUUACCUGCACCCUUGUCCUACUUCCAGAAUGCACAGAUGUCCGAGGACAACCACCUGAGCAAUACUGUACGUAGCCAGAAUGACAGUAGAGAGCGGCAUGAUCACAGCAACGAGAGGCGGAGGCGUGGCAACACUGAGUCGGUAUCCAAUGGCCGAGCCCCCAGCAGCUCACAGCAGGUGGUGGAGCAAGAGGAAGAGGAAGAUGAGGAGCUGACAUUGAAAUACGGCGCCAAACAUGUGAUCAUGCUGUUUGUCCCUGUGACUCUCUGUAUGGUGGUAGUUGUGGCCACCAUCAAAUCAGUCAGCUUUUAUACCCGGAAGGAUGGGCAGCUAAUCUAUACUCCAUUUACAGAAGACACGGAGACUGUGGGGCAGAGAGCCCUACACUCAAUUCUGAAUGCGGUGAUCAUGAUCAGCGUCAUUGUCAUCAUGACGAUUCUCCUGGUGGUUCUGUAUAAGUACAGGUGCUACAAGGUCAUCCAUGCCUGGCUUAUUGUUUCAUCCCUGUUGUUGCUGUUCUUUUUCUCAUUCAUUUACUUGGGGGAAGUGUUUAAAACCUAUAAUGUUGCCAUGGACUACAUUUCGGUUGCGCUCCUGAUCUGGAACUUUGGUGUGGUGGGAAUGAUCGCCAUUCAUUGGAAAGGUCCACUGAGACUCCAGCAGGCAUAUCUCAUUAUGAUCAGUGCCCUCAUGGCCCUGGUAUUUAUCAAGUACCUCCCAGAAUGGACCGCCUGGCUCAUCUUGGCUGUGAUUUCAGUAUAUGAUUUAGUGGCUGUUUUGUGUCCAAAAGGCCCACUUCGUAUGCUGGUUGAAACAGCUCAGGAGAGAAAUGAAACUCUCUUCCCAGCUCUUAUUUACUCUUCAACAAUGGUAUGGUUGGUGAAUAUGGCAGAAGGAGACCCAGAAGCCCAAAGGAAGGUAUCCAAAAACUCCAAUUACAAUGCUCAAAGGCCAGCCAACUCACCAGUUACAACGACAGGCACAGAAAGUGAGUCACAAGACCCAGUGACAGAGAGUGACGAUGGUGGCUUCAGCGAAGAGUGGGAAGCCCAGAGGGACAGUCGCCUGGGGCCUCAUCACUCUACAGCUGAGUCGCGAUCUGCCGUUCAGGACCUUUCCAGCAGCAUCCUGGCCAGUGAGGACCCAGAGGAAAGAGGAGUGAAACUUGGAUUAGGAGAUUUCAUUUUCUACAGUGUUCUGGUUGGUAAAGCUUCUGCAACAGCCAGUGGAGACUGGAACACAACCAUAGCCUGUUUUGUAGCCAUAUUAAUUGGUUUGUGCCUUACAUUAUUGCUCCUCGCCAUUUUCAAGAAAGCAUUACCAGCUCUUCCAGUCUCUAUCACCUUUGGGCUUAUUUUCUACUUUGCCACAGAUUAUCUUGUUCAGCCCUUUAUGGACCAGUUAGCAUUCCAUCAGUUUUAUAUCUAGCAUAUUUACAGUUAUAAUCUCAUGGAUUUUUCUCCUUUGACUAUAAUAAAAUCUGGGGAGGACAAAGGUGAUUUUCCGGUGUCCACAUCUAACAAAGUCAAGAUUCCCAGCUGGACUUCUUGCAGCUUCCUUCCAAGUCUUCCUGACCACCUGCACUAUUGGGCGUUGGAAGGAGGCUUCUACAGAAAACGGUUUUGAACACGUCAUUGUGGUGAACUAAGUCCCUCAAUGCAGAAACUACCAGAUUUGAGGGACAAGGACAAGGCAAAGCCAUGGGCCAAAAAGUUGCUGUGCUCCCACCAGCAGGUUGACCUGUGGUCACAGGUGGACUUUACCAACGCUGCAGACUCUCAGGACUACCAUUAUUAGGAGGUUAAAUGAAAUGGUUUAAACCAAACAGGACUCUUCAUCUUAAGCUACAUAUUGAAAAUCAACCUAAUAAAUCUGUAUUGAAUUCUGAACCUUUUCGAGAGAUACCAUAAGGAGAGCAGGCACCAGCAGCAAAAUGGAAUGAUGGGAAGGGACUCAAACUUUCAGACUUUUUGCUGCAGACUUACUAUUUUUAAAUAAGACUUUUUUUCACCUGAGUCAAGUCAGAGGUAUAGGUUGAUUUUGACACUUCUUCUCAAGCACUGAAGCCCAUUACUAUCUGUGGCUGCCAUUUCUUCCCAAGGCCAGUCUGAACUUAUUUGAGGUGGCUUUAUCUUAAAAGUCUUAACCUCAGGUUCAAAUUCAGUAAUUUCUGGAAAUAAUGGGACUAUAACUCAACAUUUCCUAUCACCCUUAGGUAAAUUCUGGAUUCUCCAACAAAUUCCUAAUUUGUAGGCAUAUUGGGAGGUUCACUUGCCUCCAGGUGCCUCCCUCCUUCCCUCUCUCAUCCCUUUACCCCCCUCACGAGCACUUGUCCUGUGUGGUGAAUAAGAGCCCUGUUGUGGGAGCAGAUGGUCCGGUUGUCAUAGGAUUUCGCUCUUUGUGUGGCACAAAGAAUCUGUCAUGAAUCAGUGCUCUCAGCCCUGCUGUCAUAAUUUCUUCAAUAGCAAAAUGCAAUGUGUGCCCAAAGACAGUAGAAUUAAAGAAGAGUAAAAUUGCUCGUGAAGCA